Molecule: messenger RNA, 1743 nt
Organism: Colletotrichum spaethianum
Lineage: Eukaryota; Fungi; Ascomycota; Sordariomycetes; Glomerellales; Glomerellaceae
Product: RNA-binding post-transcriptional regulator cip2
Exons: 4
Coding region: 1-1743 (580 amino acids)
Molecular function (GO): DNA binding
Source: RefSeq, a predicted model, not a curated record
AUGGCCGACAUAGAUGACGAGCUUCUGGCUCUCGCGGGCGGCGGGGAGUCCUCUGAUGAAGAGGAGGUGAUGUCUGAGGCGGAGAGCAGGGCACAAUCGGCAUCACCACCGCCCAAGGCGGCCGCGAAAAAAUCUGUGGUAAAGAAGGCGAACAAGCGCGCGGGGGGAGACGAAUCGGAGGAGGAUGAGGAGGAAGGCGAGGCCUUCUCAGCGCCUGGCAGCCCCAACUCCAUUGGAUCCGCCGCCAUGGACGAGUCCGACUCGGAAGCCGAGCCGCAUAGAGCCGGUCACGACGAUGACGAAGAAGACAAGUACCCAGUCGACGGCAUGUUCAGGAGUCUUGCCGAGAAGGAACAGGUGAUGGCCAUGCGUGAGGUCGAGAGAGAAUCACUGCUCGCCGAACGCCAAGCCGAGAUCGAACGCCACCGACAGAACCGCAUGCUGCGCCAGCUUGUCAGCAAGCAGGAGAACGAGGAGAAGAAGCAGAAGUUGAAGAAGCGCAGCGCCGACGCCGCCGACCUCGAGGAUGCCUCGCGCAAGAACUCACGGCCGCGCACUGAGGGCAAGACGUCCGCGAUAGAUACGCUGCGUCGCGCACGCGCGGAGAAGAGCGACCGCGCCCGUCGUCGCGAGGAGGAUCGUCAGAAGGGGACCCGCUCGCCGCACGACGAUUACAGAGACCAGGACAGUGAUGAGGGGGGUGAUUGGGAGGAGCGCGAUCGCCGCCGCCACCACAAGUCGCGAUCGCCCGACGAGGAGAUUGUCGCGCGCGAGCUGCCGCCCCCUGAUAUCCGCGAUUUCGAGCGUGUCCGAGUCGGGAAGAGUCGCUUCGCUGAGUACUGCUUCAAUCCGGGUUUCGAGAGGGCUAUGAUUGGAUGCUAUGUUCGCAUCAGUAUUGGUCCCGACCCCAAGACCGGCCAAGACGAGUAUCGCAUGGCGCGUAUCCAAUCCAUCACUGUCGGCAAGCCAUAUGCCAUGACCGGUCCGGGUGCGCAGCGCGAGUACAACCGAUACGAAAAGGUCAUGCAGUCUGAGGGACUCACCCUCCCCAAGAAGCAGGUCCUUCUUAACAAGAUCGACGACAUUAACGCGCUCAUCUCUCAUCACCUCACGACGACGGAAAUUGACGAGCGUAUUCAGCGCAAGAACGCCCUGCGCAAAAAGUUCGACCCCAAGCUCCGCGAGCGUCUCGCCCAAGAGAUCGAAGUUGCGCGACUCAAAGGUAACACGAGCAAGGCGGAGGAACUGCAGGAACAGCUUGACGAUCUUAAGACGAACGUACUUGCGUUCAAGACGAGCCUCAGCGACUCGUCAUCGAAGCCGAGCACGACGUCGCAGCAGGAUCGCUUGGCCAACAUCAACCGCCAGCGCCGGCUCGAAAACGCCGAGAACGUCCGGAGGGCGCAGCUCAAGGAGAAGGCCGAGGCGCGCAAGCUGGAGGCGGCACUGGAGAGGGGCGAAGACAUCAAGAACGACCUCUCGCGGCGGCUGCGGACCAAGGCAAAGUUCAUCCACGACGCCAACGACGCCACUAAGAAGUCGUCGGGCAAGGACAGCAACGCGAGCACGCCCGCGAACGGAACGCCAAAGAUGGGGGCUCAGGAGAAGAACUUUCUGCCCAACCUGGCCAAGCUGCAGGCCGCGAAUCAGGAGAAGAAGGGCAUCCCGACCAUUCACAAGCCCCUUAUGGAUGAUGACAUUAUCGGAUCUUUGGACCUCGACAUCGACGUCGACAUUGACUAA